Molecule: messenger RNA, 1875 nt
Organism: Gekko japonicus
Lineage: Eukaryota; Metazoa; Chordata; Lepidosauria; Squamata; Gekkonidae
Gene: DDX28
Product: DEAD-box helicase 28
Exons: 1
Coding region: 14-1636 (540 amino acids)
Molecular function (GO): ATP binding; RNA helicase activity; nucleic acid binding
Source: RefSeq, a predicted model, not a curated record
GAGGCUCCCAUCAAUGGCGCUCUCCUUCUGCGGGCUGCGCCAGGCCGCCUUCCUGCGUGCUCCCCGCCGGUUUCUGCUCAGUUGGCCGCGGCUGUCCUCCAGAGAGCCUUCGCAAGAGGAGAACGUGAUUCGGAUUCCCCGCGCUUGGCAGCUGCAGUUGCAAAAAGUCGAGUCUAAAGCGGCGCGAAGAGCCCGCCUGGCGGCCGCCGCUGCCACCCCAAACACCCGGUCCGGGAAGCUGAUGCUGAGGAGCCGGAGGCAGGAACUGAGCCAAAGCACGAGGUUCGUUUUAGGGCGCUGGGAACGGCCACGCUUGGUCUCGGACGGCUGGAAAAAUCGCUUGUCCCGGGGGGAUUAUUUCCAACUGGAGCGGACGAGACAGGAGCCGCCCCAGGAACGAGACGAAGCCAAUUCUCCCUCCUCUUUCCAAGAGCUGGGAGUGGAGCCGCGGAUCGCCUCCGCCUUGCAGGAUGCUUUGGCCAUCUCUCAACAUACCGCCGUGCAGAAGCGGGCCAUCCCUGUCCUGCUGGGCGGGCACAACGCCUUGUGUGCGGCAGAGACUGGCAGCGGCAAGACCCUGGCCUACCUGCUGCCCUUAAUCCAACGGCUCCUCCAAGGACAGAAUUUGUUUUCAAGACAUGCUUCUGUGGUCUCCCCCCGCGCUUUGGUAGUGCUGCCCUCACGGGAGUUGGCAGGACAAGUGCAGAGUGUGGCUUCUUACUUGUGUGUGAGGUUGGGCUUGCAAGUGAGGGAGAUCGGCGGAGGCCGGGGCAUAGGCGCUGUCCGACGGAAACUGCAUUACGGACCCAUUGAUCUCCUGGUGGCCACACCGGGUGCUCUGUGCAAGGCUUUGCGAAGGCGGAUGCUGUCCCUGGAGAAAUUGUGCUUCCUGGUGCUGGAUGAAGUGGAUACCUUAUUGGAUCCCUCGUUUUUCGACCUGGUGGAAGACCUGCUUCAGCAGACUCUUCUCCCCACCAGAGGUGAGGAAGUAAAUAAUGACUGGGAUCCAAAAACCCAGCUGGUGGCUAUGGGAGCCUCCCUCCCAAAGGGAAUAAGUGAUCUGUUGAGCAAGGUCACUGACAUAAGCAACUUCAGCAUCCUGACGAGCUAUUAUUUGCACUACCUUCAGCCUCAUGUUGAACAAAAGUUCAUGCGCCUGAAGGGCAGUGACAAAGUGACUGAGCUGCUGCAGCUCCUCAAAGAUCGAGGCCCCACCUCUGGUGCUGUUCUGAUUUUUUGCAGCGGUGCCAGCACCGUCAACUGGCUUAGUUAUAUCUUAGAUGACCACAAGGUGAAACACCUCCGCCUACAGGGAGAGAUGCCAGCAGAUAUGCGAGCCAACAUCUUCACUCACUUCCAGAAAAGACAAUUUGACAUCUUGGUAUGCACAGACAUAGCCUCUCGGGGACUGGACACGACACAGGUGGAGCUAGUGGUCAACUAUGACUUCCCGCAGACGUUGCAUGACUACUUGCAUCGGGUGGGGCGAGUGGGCCGCGUAGGCAGCAGGUUUCCGGGGACUGUUGUCAGCUUUGUCACCCACAAGUGGGACGUAGACCUGGUGAAGAAAAUAGAAACUGCUGCUCGCAAAAGGGCUCCACUGCCAGGCAUGGAAUCUCCAGUUAAGAAAGUCUGAGGAAAGCUGAAGUCUAAAAUAGCUUUUGAAACGUGUGACCUCAUGGUUCUGAUCAAAGGUGCAGCAUAAUGUUUUGUACAUUUAACUUGAGGAUCUGAACAGCCAAAGAAAUGGCAAUUCCCCUUAAGAAACCUGUGAUAAAUAAAUUUGCAAGCGUAAACAUCUGCUUCCAUGGAAUUGCUUGACUUGCAUGGGUUGAGGUUUGUUUGUGAUGGCUGUGUUUGUGGACUCGGUUAGAA